Saccostrea echinata is the source of this 1712-nucleotide messenger RNA. Its product is annotated as V-type proton ATPase subunit D-like. Gene Ontology annotation, molecular function: proton-transporting ATPase activity, rotational mechanism. Gene Ontology annotation, cellular component: proton-transporting V-type ATPase complex. The transcript has 7 exons. Bases 91 to 840 code for a protein of 249 amino acids. The record is from RefSeq and is a predicted model, not a curated record. Lineage: Eukaryota; Metazoa; Mollusca; Bivalvia; Ostreida; Ostreidae.
AAUUUGCUUACAGAUUCCUUCGAAUUUUAGUUCCACUUCCUGUAAAAUCACGUGAUAUUGACAUGUGACCAAAAUCUUGGAGCAGAAAAAAUGUCGGGAGCUGGUGACAGAAUAAACAUCUUCCCUUCACGAAUGGCCAUGGCCAUUAUGAAGGGAAGACUAAAGGGAGCUCAGAAGGGCCAUAGUUUGUUAAAGAAGAAAGCUGAUGCUCUUACCAUGAGAUUUAGAGCUAUCCUUAAAAAGAUCAUAGAGACAAAAGUGUUGAUGGGAGAUGUAAUGAAGGAAGCAGCAUUUUCUCUGGCUGAGGCCAAGUUCACAUCAGGAGACAUCAAUCACAUGGUUCUACAGAAUGUCAACAAAGCUCAGAUGAAGGUCCGCUCCAAGAAGGACAAUGUAGCAGGUGUGAUGUUACCUGUGUUUGAAAGUUAUCAGGAUGGAUCUGACAGUUAUGAACUAACUGGUCUCUCCCGGGGAGGGCAACAGAUAGACAGAUUGAAGAAGAACUAUGCACGUGCUAUUCAGUUACUGGUGGAGCUUGCUUCAUUGCAGACAUCUUUUGUAACAUUAGAUGAAGUUAUAAAGAUUACGAACCGCAGAGUUAAUGCUAUAGAACAUGUAAUCAUUCCCCGCAUUGAGAGAACUUUAGCAUAUAUUACCUCAGAGCUUGAUGAAAGGGAAAGAGAGGAAUUUUACAGGUUGAAGAAAAUUCAGGAGAAAAAGAAGAAAAUUCGAGCAGAGGCAGAUGCAAAAGCAGCUCUUCUGAAAGCCCAGAAUAAGCUUGAGGAGCCGACCAGUCUAAUAGCAGAGGAAAGAGAUGAAGACCUACUGUUCAAUGAUUAGUGACAAAUUAGUUUUAGUAGCAUUAUAUGUAUAAAAUUGUAUCCGAUAUUAACUGGAUUUGUCAAAGCUUCCAUGACACAUAAAGUACAAAUAGGUUAUAUCCAGUGGGUUAUAAGGCCAGGUAUAUAACUAUCCAAAUAUCAUAUGUCUGCUAGUAAAGUUCACCCAACUGUAAUGACUGGAGCUGAUGAAUCUGGACUUGGAAAAGUGUUGUUUAGACCAGUACUUACCAUGUAAACAAAUUAUGUGGUGUUAGAUCAUACCAAUUCAUUGUAAAACAAACAUCCACCUUUUGUGAAUAUGUAUUUUUUAUGAAUUAUUGAGAGCUUUGUUGGAAUUUUGUUUCUUCACUCUAUUUAUUCUCACUACUGAAAACUAUAUACAUGAGAGUCUGCUUGCUAUUGUCAAAUCCAAGAAGUGAAGAGGGAUUCAACAUACCGGUAUAUGUCAAAAAAAAAAAACCACAGCUGCUUAAGAUUGUAUGUAGUAUAUUACAAUUAUGAUGAAGUUUGAUAAUAAUCAACACUGUGUGAAUCUAGUCUCGCCAUCAUUUCUUGGAUGUGCUCUUUUCAAACUUGAUAAGGUCAAAGAGUUUAGUAACUGGUGUUAUAACCAAACCACAAGGCCAGUUUCUUGGGUUGUGACAUUUUUUAUGUCACUGUCCCACCUGUUGAACUGAUUCAAUGGCGUGCUGCUAGAAGUCAUUUAUUUUGUUGUAGGAUUGGUUUUGACCAUCAAGCAUUUAGUCAUUAUAAAUAUAUGUAUCACAUUUCAUAUAUAUUCGGGAUUUCUAGUGUAAUGAAUGGGAUAAUUGUUGAUCUUUUGAGUUAAUUUCCUGUAAUUAAUAAAAUGUGGAAUAAAUUAAAAAAAAA